AUGACACAAGCACAUAUUACUGACAAAACAAAUUAUCAACGAUUGUUUCGAGAUCGAUCUGCAUCAACAAAAGAAAGUUUAAAGACUCUUUCAUUUAAUGUCUAUUCUUCUCGACAUUUGAUAUCCCCGCUUACAAAACAAAUUAAAUAUCAACCAUGCAAUAGACCUAUUUUACCACCAAUAACUAAAGAUGAGAAUCGAAAUCAACGAAAACUUAAACGUCCAUCCUAUCGUAAAUCUAUUUAUUGUUCUCUUAUGUCAAAUACUCCGCCAAUUGAUUUACCCGUCAUAACAACUAAUCGUACAAAACCUGAACUAUUAACAUUAUUACAAGAUGAAACAUUAAUACAUUUUCAAUAUCAUCAUGCUCCACCACCAACACCAUCGGAUGAUCAAUUAGGACGAAUAUUAAUUGAAUUAAAUCAAAAUGAAGAAUUUAUAACAGAUGUAUCUACAGAAGACAAUGAAAGUGGUCUUGUGCCAUAUCGUUUACCAGCACUUAAGCAGCAAUCAACAAAACAAUUACGUCAAGAAAAAAAUUCUCCACCUAAACAUAAUAUAGCAAUUCUAUCGAAUUAUUAUCAAACAUUAUAUUCGAAAAAUUGA
Molecule: messenger RNA, 606 nt
Organism: Adineta steineri
Lineage: Eukaryota; Metazoa; Rotifera; Eurotatoria; Adinetida; Adinetidae
Source: the annotation of a GenBank genome assembly